Messenger RNA from Quercus robur (English oak), 956 nucleotides. Its product is annotated as oleosin Ara h 15.0101. The transcript has a single exon. NCBI's taxonomy places the organism in Eukaryota, Viridiplantae, Streptophyta, Magnoliopsida, Fagales, Fagaceae. The record is from RefSeq and is a predicted model, not a curated record. Gene Ontology annotation, cellular component: membrane; monolayer-surrounded lipid storage body. Gene Ontology annotation, biological process: lipid storage. Bases 235 to 672 code for a protein of 145 amino acids.
UCAUAUUCAUGCAAAGGUGCCACGCCGCCCACCUCACCACAUCGCCUAUCUUGACUUCCACCAUCCUAGACUAUUUACAUGCAUCACCAGAAAACAUACACGCUGCCACGCGUCCCAUCCAUCACUCCUUAAGUACACAAACUCACAAAGCCUAACUCUUCUCUGAGCUUCAACACUCAACACUCUUUUAUCUUCCACUUUGAUCAUCAUCCACACAAAGCUGUGAAACCAAAAAUGGCUGAUCAAUCAAAACCAAUGAGCCAAAGGUUCCAAGAGUCUGCCCCGACUUCACGCCAGGCCGUGAAUUUCUUGACCGCAGUGACAAUUGGUGCUACACUGUUAUUCUUGUCCGGGUUAACCUUGACCGGGACUGUGAUUGCACUGAUCACGGCAACCCCAGUUCUAGUCCUAUUUAGUCCUAUUCUAGUUCCAGCUGGGAUAGUCAUAUUCCUGGUUGCAACAGGUUUCCUAUUCUCUGGUGGGUGUGGCGUGGCGGCGAUAACAGCACUGUCGUGGCUAUAUAAUUAUCUAACCGGACAGCACCCUAUAGGGGCAGAUAAACUGGAUUAUGCGAGGAUGAGGAUCGCGGAUAAGGCUAGAGAUGUUAAGGAGAGGGCUAGAGAUUAUGGGCAGUAUGUGCAGCAAAGGGGUCAAGAGGUUACUCAGGGUUAAAUGAAAUAUAUGGUGGUGGGUUCUGGUUUUAGGGAGGUGUAAUUUUGUGUUUGUAAGCUUUGUUGGGUGCUGUAUUGUCUUUGUUUACUUGAAUCAACAAAAUGUGGCGUGUUUUUGUUUUUUUUUAUUUGUACUGGACCUUGGUGCCUCACUUUCAGCUGAGGGUUUGGUUUGUUAAUAAGUUCAUAUGUGGCUGGGGAUUUUCUUGUUCAAAACUUUUUGACAGAUUGCGUCCCACUGUAUAUGGUUUCUGUAUUUGGUAGUUUGUACUUUCUAGUUGUGAA